Messenger RNA from Rotaria sordida, 543 nucleotides. Lineage: Eukaryota; Metazoa; Rotifera; Eurotatoria; Philodinida; Philodinidae. The record is from the annotation of a GenBank genome assembly.
AUGGCAUUACCCACAUUGAGUCGAUUGCAACUUACACCUGAUAUAAACAUUUGUCGAGUUUUAAAUGGAAUGUGGCAAGUAUCUGGUGGUCAUGGACGUAUCGAUCCAACAGCUGCUAUUCAAGAAAUGUUUCGUUAUGUGGAUGCUGGCUUUACUACUUGGGAUUUAGCGGAUCAUUAUGGACCAGCGGAAGACCUCAUGGGCGAAUUCAGACGGCAGUUACUCGCUACUCGUGGUAAAGAAGCUUUAGAUCAUUGGGGUGGAUGGCAAUUAUUUCAAGAAUUGCUUGUUGUUCUCAAACAAAUUGCAACUAAGCACACUGUUAGCAUUGCUAAUGUUGCUGUGCGUUACAUUUUAGAUAAGCCAGCCAUAGGAGGUGUAAUUAUCGGUGCCAGAUUAGGAUUAAGCGAACAUUUGCAGGACAACGCCAGAGUAUUCGAAUUCAGUCUCGAUGACGACGAUCGUCAGCAGAUCGAUGCAGUAUCUCAAAAAUCACGAGAUUUGUACCGCGCCAUUGGUGACUGUGGUGAUGAAUAUCGAUAA